Messenger RNA from Nothoprocta perdicaria, 1926 nucleotides. RefSeq names its product protein arginine methyltransferase 3 (gene PRMT3). The record is from RefSeq and is a predicted model, not a curated record. The coding region runs from base 4 to 1521 and encodes 505 amino acids. Gene Ontology annotation, molecular function: protein-arginine N-methyltransferase activity. Gene Ontology annotation, cellular component: nucleus. The transcript has 15 exons. Lineage: Eukaryota; Metazoa; Chordata; Aves; Tinamiformes; Tinamidae. Gene Ontology annotation, biological process: peptidyl-arginine methylation.
GAGAUGCUUGAGCUGUCCGACGGUGAGGAGGCCUGGGAGGAGGAGGAGGAGGAGGGCUCCGCGGAGCGCCCACAGGCUCGCUGCCUCUUCUGUGACAGGUUGUUUAGUUCUGCUGAAGAUGUAUUCUCCCAUUGCAAAAUAGAACAUCAGUUUAAUGUUGGUGAUGUGAUCAGUAAGAACGGACUUGACUUUUAUGGAUACAUUAAACUAAUAAACUUUGUAAGAUUGAAGAAACCCACUGUGCCGUAUUURAAUUCGCUCAGCAGCCCACUCCCUUGGGAAGGAGAGGAAUACUUAAAACCUGAACUAGAAGAUGAUCUCUUACUUCAGUUUGAUAUAGAUGACCUCUGUGAACCUGCAAAUGUUUUGUGUUCUAAUGGGUUAAAUGAUACUGCAGUGCUCCUUGAACAACUGAAACAUGCGGAACACAGAGCCAAACUUGCAGAAGCAGCCUUGGUUAGAGCCCAGGAUGACCUUCAGAAAAUGAAGCAAUUUGCUCGGGAUUUUGUGAUGGAUGCAGAUGUCAGAAGCGGCUCGUCAGCCAACGCUGUUGCAGACCUUCAUGAGGAUGAGGAUGGUGUUUACUUCAGCUCCUAUGGGCAUUAUGGGAUACACGAAGAAAUGCUGAAGGAUAAAGUGCGUACAGAAAGCUAUCGUGACUUCAUAUAUCAAAACCCACAUCUCUUCAAGGGCAAGGUAGUUUUGGAUGUUGGCUGUGGAACUGGAAUACUCUCCAUGUUUGCUGCAAAAGCAGGUGCAAAGCAAGUGAUUGGAGUUGACCAAUCUGAAAUUAUUUAUCAAGCAAUGGACAUCAUUAGGUUAAAUAAACUUGAGAAUAUCAUUACAUUAGUCAAAGGAAGAAUUGAAGAAGUAGACCUGCCUUUGGAAAAAGUGGAUGUAAUUAUAUCUGAGUGGAUGGGUUAUUUCCUUCUCUUUGAGUCUAUGCUGGAUUCUGUUAUUUAUGCAAAGGACAAGUACCUGGCAGAGGGAGGCUCAGUUUAUCCUGACAUGUGCACCAUUAGUCUGCUAGCUGUGGGUGAUAUGGAUAAACAUAUGGACAAGCUAGUUUUCUGGGAAGAUGUCUAUGGCUUUGACAUGUCUUGCAUGAAGAAGGCAGUAAUUCCAGAAGCUGUUGUGGAGGUGCUGGAUCCAAACACAAUUAUCUCUACAGCUAGUGUCAUUAAGCGUAUCGACUGUAAUGCUGCAUCCAUUCCAGAUUUAGAAUUCYCUGAGGAAUUCACUCUAACAAUUACGACGAGCACAAGGUGUACGGCAAUUGCUGGUUACUUUGAUAUAUUUUUUGAGAAGGACUGUUGCAGCAAGGUCUUGUUUUCAACUAGUCCRUUUUGUACCAAAACACACUGGAAACAAACAAUUUUUCUUCUGGAGAAACCARUUCCUGUAGAAGCAGGAGAGGCCCUGAGAGGAAGGAUAACAGUGUGCAAGAACAGAAAGGAUCCACGGUCCCUCUUUAUAACCCUCUCACUGAAGGAUACGAAACAGACCUACAGUCUUCAGUGAAUKUACUGUGCAUGUAACUUUGAGAAAUGUCAGGUGUAAAGGUUUCAAGUAAUUGUUGAUAACUAUUCUAGAUCUACAGAGAUAGCAAAAAUGUGAGCUUAUGGAUGAGUGUGCAUACCUAUAUGCAAAGUCUCUAAUUUGAGAGUUUGCUGUUUGGACGGUUGGUUUUUGAUUGUUUUUAUAUGGAGAUUGAUGGCAAAAACGGACCUGUAUUCUGCAUGCUGUGAGGAAGGAUGGAAAAGAUCAUCUGAGGUCAGAUGAAUCUGCCGGGCGUGAGAAGAUCUGCAUAAAGUCUUUGCUCUGAGGGACAAUAAAUUUGAUCUGUGCCAAGGCAAUUUAAGUACUUGGAAAGUCAUAGUGGAAGUAAAUUUGGAAUUGGGACUGCAGUAUUACAGCAGCAAAGAC